AUGUCAUCCGUAAAUCCUUCUGCUUUAAGGGCGCUCAAAAGAGCAGCGUGUGCAGUCCAUGAAAGGUGGGAUGUCUUCUACCCACAUCCACUCCUACAGACCCUCUCACACAGGACUGCAAGCAGCAGCGUUUUAUCUCAAGCAAGGAGGGGCCGAUUGGUACUUGCAUCACGGUCUAUCAAAGGAGGUCAUUCCUAUGCUCCUAGCCUCUCUGGAAGAGCAUAUGGUGCUAAGGAAUCUGCUGCGUUUUCAUCACUCGCCGUAAAUUAUGUUCCAGCAACACCCUCCGCAGUUCGUGCUGCUCAGUUCGGGACCGUGAACAAGCGGGAUUAUGCCCUUGUAUCUGUGGAUCUUCCUGGAGGCAAUACGGGCAAAUGGCCGGGUUUGUGGUUGAGAGAUAACUGCCAGUGCAGUAAAUGUAUUCAUUCUGACACGAGACAGCGACUCGUUGAUACAUUUGCGAUACCUGUCGAUAUUCGUCCAUCAGCUGUGAGGAAUCUAGAGAAUCAUUUAGAGAUCGAAUGGGCAAAUGAUGGCCAUGUUAGCACAUACGGUUAUAACUGGCUAUCAGAACACCAUCUUAACCAAGACCGCUCUGCACCUGAGACUGCGAUAUUUAGCUCUGAGAGACAAGCCAUGGCCAAUGACCCAAAGGCCUACCCAACUGUCCUGUACGAUGAGGUGAUGUCCUCCUCCGACGGAGUGAGGGUAUGGACAGAUAACAUUUAUCGAUGGGGAUUUUCGUUUGUCAAGGGCUGUCCGGCAACCCCUGAAGCCACGGAGAAACUCUUGGAACGAAUAUCAUUCAUCAGACAUACACAUUACGGUGGAUUCUGGGACUUCACAUCUGAUCUUUCCCUGAAAGACAUGGCAUAUACAGCCGAGGGUCUCGGCGCGCACACGGACACCACAUAUUUUACAGAUCCAGCAGGCCUUCAAAUGUUCCAUAUGCUCUCCCACACCGACGGUUCUGGCGGAGAAUCGCUUCUUGUCGAUGGCUUCGAGGCUGCAAGGACCCUAUAUAAAGAGGACCAAGAAGCUUACAGGGUAUUAACAGAACAGUGUAUAAGCGGGCAUGCUAGCGGCAACGAAGAUGUCUGCAUGCAACCAGCUCGACCGUUCCCAGUGCUCAACCACCAUCCAGUUACAGGAGAGCUGUAUCAGGUCCGAUGGAAUAAUGAGGAUAGAAGUCCUUUAGUUGACGCGUCGCCGGAGCAAAUUAACAAAUGGUAUACCGCAGCCAGGAAAUGGAAUGAGAUUAUUAUGCGGAAGGAUAUGGAGCGUUGGUUUCAGCUGGAUCCAGGUUCCCCGAUGAGUAUGUCUAUGGCAGCCAUUACCAAUUCCCAUCGUAAUAACCAUUCCCCAGACAGUUUGUUGACAGAUACGUAG
Messenger RNA from Paracoccidioides lutzii Pb01, 1389 nucleotides. RefSeq lists its product as hypothetical. Gene Ontology annotation, molecular function: iron ion binding; trimethyllysine dioxygenase activity. The record is from RefSeq and is a predicted model, not a curated record. Bases 1 to 1389 code for a protein of 462 amino acids. Gene Ontology annotation, biological process: carnitine biosynthetic process. Gene Ontology annotation, cellular component: mitochondrion. The transcript has 10 exons.